Messenger RNA from Penicillium subrubescens, 2862 nucleotides. Its product is annotated as putative Ras guanyl-nucleotide exchange factor RasGEF. Gene Ontology annotation, molecular function: guanyl-nucleotide exchange factor activity. Gene Ontology annotation, biological process: Ras protein signal transduction; positive regulation of GTPase activity. Bases 1 to 2862 code for a protein of 953 amino acids. The transcript is spliced from 6 exons. Gene Ontology annotation, cellular component: plasma membrane. The record is from RefSeq and is a predicted model, not a curated record. NCBI's taxonomy places the organism in Eukaryota, Fungi, Ascomycota, Eurotiomycetes, Eurotiales, Aspergillaceae.
AUGAGUGCUCAGCAGACCCGCCACGCGCGGGCAUCGAGCGACAGAGCGCAGACAAUGCCCCCUGGGGUGCCGCAGCGCCCCGGCAUGGGAAGUCGCACCUCGUCUGCUCCGGAAGGUGGAUUAUACAAAUUGGAUGCAGGACGAAGACCGACCUCUGCGGCCAAGGUCGGACAUACGUUGUUGGAGGAAGACGAGGGGUCUUCGAGCACGAGUCAUGAAACGCCGAAGCGUUCGCGGUCCCGGCGCCGUAGUGAAGAGGAAUCCUCCAAAUCCAGUCUACCGGAAGUUACAAUUGCCGUGGUGGGAGAAGAUGAUGCGGGUAAGACGAGCUUUAUUAAGUCCGCAUUGGAUAUGAAGGGGACCCCUUCGUCUGUCUCCACGAAGAAGAAGAUGUCUUUGGAUGGCUCCGUUUAUAUUGUCCGAUUGUUGGAGAUUGACUUGAAGCAAGUCACAUUCGACCAGGAUCUAAACAUCGUUUGGCCGAGGGUGGGCAAGGAUUCGGCCGGGCCGAUCGUCGAUGGGGUUUUGCUUUUACAUGAUGCAACUCAGCCAGAGAGGCUAGAAAAGACCGUUGAACUUGCAGAUGCCCUGGAUGACACCACCGUCCCAUGCGUACUGGUUGCCUGCAAAUGUGACCAGCUCCCCGAAGACGGUGAGCUUGGUCCGAUCCAUGAGCGACACGACAUCUACCGUACUUCGCCCGAGUCACCACGGUCCCAGCAAAUGUGCAUCGCACUGGUGCUACGAUCUGUUAUCGGUCAUCGAGCAGACCUGGCCGCGUCUGACCGUAGUAGUAACCCUCCUCCUCCGUCGGCUCAACCUCAACAUCCCCCGUUCGCCCCUCCCCCGCCGAGGACGACCACCAAAUCUUUUCAACCCAACCCUUCUCCUCCCGAUUGGCACCACACCCGCGCCAAUUCAGAAACUCCCUCUGUCGUUCUUUCUGGAGCCGCUGGCGGCUCAGUCACUUCGGUCUCGGAUCGCACUGUCGAUGGCAACGGCGUUCAUCGUCUGCCUACCGACCAGGUCCACCCAUCCAAUCUGGCGCAACAGCAUGCUUCAAGUUCGUCUCGAAAUGCCAGGAGUAAUUCCCACCCGGUCCGACCGCAAACUCCGCCAACUGGCGCGCGGCUGAAUCCUCGCCGACCGUCUGCUCAGGGAGAUCUUUCUCCUACCCAAGAACACAUUCGCCAGCGACUACAGCCUUCCUGGCGACACAGCGGAGGCUCGGACGCCUUCAACAGCUUUUUGAAUAUGGAAGACGAGAUGGACGAUGGAGCACAGCCCGCUAGCCCCGGCGCCGUCUUGCGCCCGAAACCGAGCAGCGAGAGCAAUUCCAGUGCAGAGUUUGGAUUAAGCUUUGACGAACUUGUCGAUCGGCUGGUCGCUUUGCCAAUGUCGAAGCAGGACUCGAAAUUCAGCGCCAUCUUCCUCUGUCUGUAUCGGAAAUUCGCCGCUCCGUCUACCCUCCUCAACGCAUUGAUCAGUCGCUUUGAGAAAAAUGAGACCAGCAACGUCGACCAGCUCGCCCGCAUGGCAGAUCAAUUGCGCCUUUUAAACGUGAUCGCCUCAUGGGCAUCUGAAUACCCUGGCGAUUUUGCCAAUCCCAAAACUAAAAAACGCAUCAACGAGUUUGUUAUGAAUCUUGAAAAAAGCCAUUUCUACAUGUUUGCCGCGAAGGAAAUUGGAUCAUACCUCGACACCAAUGCUGAGGAUGAUGAUAUAGGAUGGGCAUUCGGUGACGGCGAUGUUGACGAAUCGACUCUCACCGAAACAUUCUUCGAUAAUUCUGGUCGGAGCUCCCCCGUUCCCUUCAUGACCGGCACCUAUGACGAUGACGAUGACGACGAAGUGGAAGAAGACCCCAUUUACAGCAGUAUGAGCGCCUUGGAUCUGAGUGGUGAAGGGCCACACGAUUCUACCUCACGUCUCUCCGGAACCCUCUCUAUCUCCUCAAACACCGACAAACCUUCUAGCACAAUGAACCAAUCAUUCACCCUCUUGACUGUGGAGGCUGCUCAAAAGGAAGCUCUGCGUCUCGAAAUGACCGGCCGGACUUCACUCACCAAGAUCCAAUGGCGGUACUUCAUGGAGACACCCGAUGAGGAAUUCGCCCGGGAAUUGACCCGUAUUGACUGGAUCAUGUACAACUCAUUCCGACCUCGCGAUCUCGUGCGUCAUGUCAGUAUCUCUGGCGUGGACAAAGACAAGAUCAAAAGCUUGCAGAAUGUCAACCGGAUGAUCAAGCAGUUCAAUCAUGUGGCCUUUUUUGUGGCCAGUAUGAUUCUUCUUCGCGAUAAACCCAAGCAUCGAGCGAGGUGCCUGGAGAAGUUUAUGAGCAUCGCAGUGAAACUACGUCGCCAAAAUAAUUACAACGCCCUCGGUGCCGUAAUCGCUGCUAUCAACGGCACCCCUGUUCACCGACUCACCCAGACCAGGGAAAUGAUUCCAGUCGCUAGCCAAAAAGAGUUCAUGCGAUUGGUCAUCCUUAUGAGUACCUCACGCAGUCACUCUGCCUACCGACUAGCGUGGGAUAACUCUUUCUCCGAACGAAUUCCAUUCCUCCCUCUACAUCGUCGUGACCUGGUCUCCGCGGAGGAAGGAAAUAAAACCUUUGUGGGUGAGAACAAAUCUCGAAUCAAUUGGAAGAAAUUCGAGGUCAUGGGAGAGGUGGUUAUCGGUAUCCAGCGGAGCCAGAAGAGUCCUCACCCUCAAGCUCAGAAAUACGAUGAUAUUGAGCGAUUAGUCCUGGAUUCAAAAUUAUCCGGCGAUGAAGAGGAUCUGUAUGCUCGCAGCUUGCAGCUUGAACCGUCGACUGGAAGCGAGACCGGGCGUAGAAAGUUCGCCUGGCUACGCGCCUAG